Messenger RNA from Entamoeba invadens IP1, 1023 nucleotides. RefSeq lists its product as hypothetical. The transcript has a single exon. The coding region runs from base 1 to 1023 and encodes 340 amino acids. Lineage: Eukaryota; Evosea; Mastigamoebida; Endamoebidae. The record is from RefSeq and is a predicted model, not a curated record.
AUGGCAAGUAUCAUAAGUGGGUUGGUCAAUUUUGGAAUUCCUCUUGUUAAGAAUCUUGUGAAGUCGUUUGCGGGAGCGUUAGGCGAGGAGGAUUCUCUUGAAGGACAAUUUGUACGGUCGCAGGCUCUUGGAUCUUCGAAUAGCCACAGUGCUCUCUACUCGUCACAAGUAGCAAAAUUUUAUAGCACACCAUUCAAAGAUAUUGAUGAGUUCAAUGGAAUCCAAGACGAAGCAGUAAAGCAGUGGAUGAAUGAAAUGACUUCAAAGCAACUUGACUUUGCACUUCCGAUGAUCAAAAACAUGUUCCCAUACACGUUUACUGUCACAAGACAAUACAAAUAUAUGUACUGUCCUGGUGGAACAAAAGAUGUCGAACAAAUGGACAAUAUUCAGUACUUUGGCCCAGAAGAUGUCCCACAGUGCGUCAUAGAUGGGUCAUUCAUCAAAGAUCUUGUCGAAAAGAAGCUUUCAAAACAUGCGUAUUGCUUUGUCCCUAUAAUAACAAUGAAGACGUCACAAGGAAGUGAUCCCUACUCAUUCACCAAUGUAAUAUGGUCCGACCAUGCAUUUGAUGGAACAAAACACAGUGUUGAAGACCUCCUGAAGAUCAAUAACAUCACAAACACAAGCAACAAUGGGCAGACAAAUUAUGCAUCUCUCUGGCCAAUCCCACAAUUCUUCAAGUAUGAUGGGAAAAAAUGUGUUGGUCAACCACUCUGUCCAGCUUCAUUCCUUCUCCGAUGUGAUACACUCAAUGAAUACACUGGAAAUUAUGGAGAAGGGGAUACAGUUCAUUUUGGAUCGUUUUUCAUCGCAAAGACAGGAUCAAAUGACAUGACAAAUGAAGUUCUUAUCAACUGUGAAGUGAGAAUGACAAUCAUCAGCUAUACACUCGGGCCAGACUUCGAAUGCACUGUAGAUGAAGAAACUAAUGGAAAUGAAAAUGGAAAUGAAAAUGGAAAUGGAAAUGGAAAUGCAACGUCACAAAAAAUACCUGAAUUUAUUCGUCGAAAGCGAGGGUAA